GCCCGGAUAGCAGACCAACUGGAGAAGCUCGUUUCGAACCCUCCAAUCCCAAAUCUGCCCUCCCAACCCGCAGAGCUCGCCGCCGGCCACAGCUCCGGCGAUCCCCCCCCCUCCCUCCUCGCUUCCUUCCACCCCAAACCCCACGCCAGCCCAACACUGCCCAACCAUGUCGCGCAAGAACUUCCGCAAGCGGACCAUCGAGCCGGACGCCGACGACCGCUCCGACGACGAGGACACCCGCCGCAUCGCCCUGGAGGAGAUCAAGUUCAUGCAGAAGCUGCGGGAGAGGAAGCUGGGCAUCCCCGCCGACCCCGCCGCCGCCUCCACCAACGGGUCCUCCGCCCGCGGACGGGUGGGUGGCGGGGGAGCGGCCGUCGGCGAGGCCGAGAAGGAGGACCUCGUCCUCCAGGACACCUUCGCGCAGGAGACCGCCGUCACCAUCGAGGAUCCCAACAUGUUAAGGUAUGUGGAGACCGAGCUGGCGAAGAAGAGGGGUAAGAUGGUUGAUGUGGGACAAAAGGAGGAGAUGGACCAUGUGGACGAGCUCUACACCGUGCCAGACCACCUCAAGGUGAAGAAGAAGAACUCGGAGGAGAGCUCGACACAGUGGACCACUGGCAUUGCUGAAGUUCAGCUGCCUAUUGAGUACAAAUUAAGAAACAUUGAAGAAACUGAGGCAGCUAAAAAGAUGCUGCAAGAGAAAAGGCUUGCUGGUAAACCAAAAUCAGAUGCAAAUAUUCCAUCAAGUUACAGUGCUGAUUAUUUCCAUCGCGGCAAAGAAUAUGACGAGAAAUUGCGAAGAGAGAAUACUGGGCUGUACAAAGAUAAAGAUUCUCGGCCUAAUGAAAGUGCAGGAGGCAAAGUAACAGAUAGUAAAAAUCCAGAUGGUGCCGCUGCAGGACGGAGAGAAGCUGCUAGUGAUCAGUUCAUGCUCGAGCGUUUCCGCAAGCGAGAAAAAUUCCGUGUCAUGCGAAGGUAGCCAGAGCUGACUGGCUGCUAGACUGCUGCCAUUGGCCCGUUGCCUUCGAAGCUCAAACAUGUUGUGUUCACAUGGAGGCCUCAAUAUAUCCUGUCCUUUUUAGUGAGAAUUUUGCUGUAGAGUUGCAUCCUUGGUUGUUGACUCAGCUUUUACAGCUGCUAAGGGCAAGGAGCAGAGUAAACCCUUACUACAGAGGUGAUUUGGGGUAAUAGAUUUGAGGGGAAGGUUAUCACA
Panicum virgatum (switchgrass) is the source of this 1213-nucleotide messenger RNA. Its product is annotated as protein COP1 SUPPRESSOR 2-like. Gene Ontology annotation, cellular component: spliceosomal complex. NCBI's taxonomy places the organism in Eukaryota, Viridiplantae, Streptophyta, Magnoliopsida, Poales, Poaceae. The coding region runs from base 167 to 979 and encodes 270 amino acids. Gene Ontology annotation, biological process: mRNA splicing, via spliceosome. The transcript is spliced from 6 exons. The record is from RefSeq and is a predicted model, not a curated record.